AUGUGGACGGUAGCCGCCCGCACAUUUCUGAAAAACAAAAACGAUAAUCAUGACUGUGGAUCUGUUUGCCUGCAGAUGGGGAAAGAACGUGUUAGGCGGCGACAUCGCUUCAACCCGAUGGCGGUAGGCAAUAAAACGUCGAAUGAAGGGAGCACUUCGGUCCUUGGUAGUGUAAUUAUAAGCCGUACGACGGCACCGAGCUGUGACUCAAUUGAAAAUCUCGUGUCAGGUUUGAAAUCAACAGUCGUGGUUAAACGAGCGUCAGCAGCAGCUGUCCUAGUGGGAUUAGCUGAUGACAUGACUUCUCGUCAUGAAACACUUCGUCCAGAAGUGAUACGCGCAGCUGCGCCACUCCUUCUUGAUGAUGCGGUUCAGGUUCGCUGCUGCAUUGCCAGUUGGCUCAGAGAGGUGAGCCAGGCCGGUCCUGACGUGUGUGGAGCCUUAGUCCAAGCAAGCGUGCUGGAUCAUCUAGCGUUGGUAUUGCAGGAGUUAACAAGAAGUGGGUCAUUUUGUAGUCUUGAACCUCGCCAGAGCGCUAUUUUGUUAGAUCUUUUGAAUGUAUUAACCAACUUAUGUGAAAACUGUGAGCAGGCAGUAGAAAUUGUUACUUGUGAUAGAUUUAUUAGCGCCCUAUUUUUGCUCCUAAGAGGGGGAGUUGAUAGGGUUUCGGUCGCAGCUGGUCAGUGCCUGCUAACGGUUACUGAGGACAAUCCUGCGCUCGAGUCAAUGGCAGCUUCAGAAAUGGGCACCCUUGAAUCCAUACUGCGUAAUCCUUCGAGAACUCCAGCGUACUUAUUACUUAAAGCUACAGUUGCUGGAAUUAUGCAUAACCUCGCUGCUCCAACAGCCUUCCUUCCUUUGUUAGUGGAUUCUGCUAAGGCAGCUCUUGAGCAUGAAAUUGCAACUCAGAUUUCGUCAGUCAUGUUAUCAGUUAGCCGAUUACUAGAGGUGAGGAAAGGUCGUGAUCUAGAUAUCGAAAAUAUUCAAGACAUGGAACAGGAAGUCGAUUCGAGUCUGAUUGAGGUUUGUGAAACUCUGCAAGCCAAGAAGACGGCACUUGAACUACUAGUAAAUUUGUGCUGUACGAAUGAUGAAGAAGACAAGUGGGAUAACAUUGAUGAAGAUGAUGAAGAUGCAAUGAGUAUACAUUCUUCUAGCACAACUGGGUUCAGAGAGUCGAUAUCCCCCGAAAUACAGACGGCCAUAAGCUCGACCCAACUCUUAUCAGCUGUCUUUAACCACAUAGGCCCACUUGACACAGCUAUCCUCGUCGUGUUUAGGGAAUAUAAGCCUGCGCGACAGAUCGAAAGAGACGUUCACGCUGUGCGUUGUCGAGCCUUGCUCUGUAUUGAUAACCUGGCACAAUCUUUCGACAUGUCACAAAUCAGGGAUAUUGAAAAUAUUCAAGAGAUAAGCAAAAAAAUACUAGCAAUUGCCUUCUCAAAUCAUUCAAAAAACCAGAUCAAGGACGUAGAGCUUCUGGAAGCAGCAAGUUCAGCAUGCCGAGCAAUAUUUGAAGCAUUAGUCCGUACAGGUAACCACAACUUAGCUCCAGCGCUUACAGAAGAAGAAUUAACGGUGUUAUGUAGGAUUGUAUUAACUAAUGACGCAUCAGCGGCAGGACGUGUUAACAUAACACGGAUCGUUGGUACGCUAUCGCGUCUACAGCCUUUCCUUAUUAAUGGGGUAGGACGGUUCCUGAUUAAGGUUGCCAGUCAGGAUGCAGAGCUUCGUGUAUGCUCGGAGGCUCUUGACGCGCUGAUCGAUGCCUUUGCUGACGAUGCGACAGAUGCAGCAGCUCGAGAAAUCGAUCUCGUCAAUGAAAUGCGUUCACUUGCCCCUCGUUUCAAACAGAUGUUGCGCGCCUCUCCCAAGGAUGAAAAUAAGUCCAUUGCCUUUACUUGCUACAAUAAUGUAUUACGUUUCAUCAAAUAUAAAAGCAAAAGACUUAACAAAUCAUAG
Messenger RNA from Varroa destructor (honeybee mite), 1962 nucleotides. RefSeq names its product HEAT repeat-containing protein 3-like. Lineage: Eukaryota; Metazoa; Arthropoda; Arachnida; Mesostigmata; Varroidae. The record is from RefSeq and is a predicted model, not a curated record.